This is a messenger RNA of Anolis carolinensis (green anole), 1178 nucleotides long. Its product is annotated as motor neuron and pancreas homeobox protein 1. Bases 132 to 929 code for a protein of 265 amino acids. NCBI's taxonomy places the organism in Eukaryota, Metazoa, Chordata, Lepidosauria, Squamata, Anolidae. The transcript has 3 exons. Gene Ontology annotation, biological process: central nervous system development; spinal cord motor neuron cell fate specification; endocrine pancreas development. The record is from RefSeq and is a predicted model, not a curated record. Gene Ontology annotation, molecular function: sequence-specific double-stranded DNA binding; DNA-binding transcription factor activity, RNA polymerase II-specific. Gene Ontology annotation, cellular component: nucleus.
CGUCACUCCCGACGGGGCGGAGAUGGAGAAGGAGUAACAAAGCCGGGGAGGAGACUGAUGAGAGCCGUGUCGGGCGUCAAAGGAGUGGAGGAGAAACCCCGCUUCGAGAAAGAAGGAAGGCAGGGGCUGAGAUGCCGAAGGCCAUGGAGAAGUCCCAGAACUUCCGCAUCGACGCCCUGCUAGCCGAAGAGCCCCGCGCCUCCUCGCAGAGCCCUCCCGCCGCCUUCGUGCCCAAGCCCGGCUUGCUGAGCCUGUCCCCGCCGGGCCUCUACGCGCCCGCGCUCUUCCCGCUGCCCGCCUUGACGGGGCAGGCCCACCCGGCCCUCGCCUUCGCCGCCUUCCCGCACCUCCCUCCACCUCCCGUUGCCGAGCCCUUCAAGCUGGGCGCCUCCUUCCCGCUGGAGCAGUGGGUCCGAGCCGGGAUCCUGGCCCCACGCUUUCCCGACUUCCACGCUGGCCCACAGUCUGGCCUGAUGGGCAAAUGCCGUCGCCCUCGGACUGCCUUCACCAGCCAGCAACUUCUGGAGCUGGAGAACCAGUUCAAGAUCAACAAGUACUUAUCACGGCCCAAACGCUUUGAGGUGGCCACAUCACUGAUGCUUACCGAGACACAGGUGAAGAUCUGGUUUCAGAACCGCAGAAUGAAGUGGAAGCGGAGUCGGAAGGCCAAGGAGCAGGUGAUGGGAGCCGAGGCUGAGAAACAGAGAGGAGUCAGCAAGGGCUCAGAGAAACUGCUGCCUGGAGAAGUGCAAGGGCAGGAAAAUGAAGAAGAGGACAUUGAUGAGGAAUGUAGAAGGCAAAGGGCCAGCACACGCUUCCUGCACCACAACACCGAGACUUUCAGCUACAGCCCUGAUCCCUCAGGGUCAGAAGAGGAAGAAGAAGAAAUGCAGAGCAGCACCCACAGGGAGAGGAGCCAGCUGUUAUGAGGAGACCUCAGAAGCAGAGCAGCAAGAGUAUCUGGAAAUCAGCCUCAACCUAUCAAAACGCUGUUUGGUUUCCUUGUCCUGCUAACAGACUUUUAAAGAGACACUUCCUGGGCUGAUGCCCUGCUGAAACUGUGCCAAUUAAUUUAUGUGUGUUUGGAAUAUAUUUAUCUUGUAAUUGUUAGUGUACUGAGGUGGAAACCUAUCCUGGCAUUCCCCUUACAUUGGUAUAAAGACAUGUAUUUCAGAAUA